GAAAAACGAAAAGGAAACAGAGAUUUUGAUUACUUAGAAAAUUCACUCAGCACCUUCUUCUAGGGUUUUAAACAGUACAGAGACAAGAAGAGCAUCAUCGGCAAAAGCUUGCAAAUUAUGCAGGUUGAUAGAAGAUAUCAAUGCAAAGAUGUGCUCCUCUUAGCUUAUCAGAGUUUUGGUGUACUCUUUGGUGACCUGACUAUUUCACCACUUUAUGUCUUUAAAAGUACAUUUUCUGGGAAGUUGAGUAAUUACCAGUCUGAAGAUGUCAUCUUUGGGGCGUUAUCCUUGAUUUUUUGGACUUUGACAUUUUUUUCCUUGUUCAAACAUGUCGUUAUUUUGUUAAAUGCAGAUGAUAAUGGUGAAGGAGGAAUUUUUGCUUUGUACUCGCUCCUUUGUAGGCACGCAAAGUUUUCUUUGCUUCCUAAUCAUCAAACAUCAGAUGAAGAGCUUUCUACAUAUCAUGAUCCCCGCUACUCGUGCAGAAAUCCACAGUCAUCAUCCCUCAAAAAGUUUGCCGAGAGGCAUAAAAAGGCAAAAACUGCUUUGCUUCUUCUAGUUUUGUUUGGUACUUGCCUGGUUAUGUGUGUUGGCUUCCUCACACCAGCAAUGUCCAUUCGUUCAUCCAUCGAAGGGCUCAAAGAUCGAUCAAACAAUCUGCAUUAUGGUGUGGUGCUUGUCAUAGCCUGUCUUUUGUUGGUUGGCCUCUUUGUUUUACAGCACCGUGGCACCUAUAGUGUGGCCUUCAUGUUUGCCCCUAUAGUGAUUUUAUGGUCAUUGUCCAUUGCGGCUAUUGGUCUUUACAAUAUCCUUAAGUGGAAUCCGAGGGUUUACAAGGCCCUUUCUCCCUUUUAUAUCUACACAUUCUUUAGGGACACUGGAUAUGAUGGUUGGAUUUCUCUUGGAGGAGUUCUUUUCUGUAUCACUGGAACUGAAGGUAUGUUUGCAGACCUUGGCCAAUACACAGCUGCAUCAAUAAGGUUAUCCUUUGUUUGCAUAAUUUAUCCGUGUCUAGUGCUUCAAUACAUGGGGCAGGCAGCUUUUAUCUCAAAGAAUUUUGCUGCAGUAUCCACGAGCUUCUAUGCUUCCAUUCCAGAUGGCUUGUUUUGGCCGGUUCUUGUGAUGGCAACUUUGGCUGCAAUCAUCGCUAGCCAAUCUAUAAUCUCUUUCACAUUCUCUAUCGUGAAACAAUGCUAUGCCAUAGGAUGUUUCCCUCGUGUCAAAGUUGUACAUAAAUCGAAAUGGAACCGUGGUCAGAUAUACAUUCCGGAGAUCAAUUGGGUCCUUCUGAUUCUCUGUCUGGCAGUCACAGUUGGUUUUAAAGACAUAAAUCAUUUGGGAAAUGCCUAUGGACUUGCCUGUAUGUCCGUAACAUUUGUGGCGACAUGGUUGACAGCAUUGUUAAUUAAUUUUGUGUGGUGUCAGAGUCUUUUGCUCGCUCUUCUAUUUGGCCUUGUCUUCGGGUCAGUCGAGAUCAUCUUCCUAGCAUCGUCUUUUGUAAAAAUCCCUAAAGGUGGAUGGAUUCCUCUCAUUCUCUCUGGGAUCUUCAUGCUAGUCAUGUACGUCUGGCAUUAUGGUUCAAGGAAGAAGUAUUUAUAUGAUUUGCACAACAAAGUUUCCAUGAAACAGAUCCUCACAGUGGGUCCUAGUCUCGGAGUUGUCCGUGUCCCUGGGAUAGGCCUUAUUUUCACUGCGUUGGUAAGUGGAGUUCCUGCCACAUUUACCCGUUUCUUAACCAAUCUGCCGACGUUUUAUCAAGUGGUUGUCUUUGUUUGUGAGAAGACUGUUCUUGUACCAUAUGUCCCUCAGCAAGAACGGUAUCUCAUAGGCCGCAUCGGUCCCAAAUCUUUCCGGAUGUACCGAUGUAUUGUUCGAAAUGGUUACAAAGAUGUGCAGAAGAAUGAAGAUGAUUUUGAGAAUGACCUUGUCAUGAGCGUCGCGGAAUUUAUCCAACUAGAAGCUGAAGGUUGCGGAACCCUAGAAGGAUCUGUCGACGGGCGAAUGGCUGUUGUACGGACAUCUGAAAAGUUCGGCAAACGGCUAGAAAUAUCCGAACUCGAGCGAAAUGGAGAAGCUAGCAGUUCAAUGCCCCCUACCAUUUUGAAUAGCAGCAAAUCACUCGUAUUGCAGCACCUGCAAUCCACAUACGAGAUGGAAUCGCCGGGGUAUACCCUAAGGCGGCGGGUACGGUUCAAUCUGCAACAAGAUAUGACAUACAAGGAUCUGAAUGUGAAGGAUGAGCUGUCGGAGCUAGUUGAAGCAAAGCAAUCUGGGGUUGCAUAUGUGUUGGGGCACUCUCAUAUAAAAACAAAACUGAAUGCGCCCUGGUUGAAGAGAUUCUUUAUCCACGUGGCCUACUCAUUCUUGCGUAAAAACUGCAGGGCUCCGGCUGUGGUUCUCAACGUUCCUCAGACAUAUUUGAUUGAAGUUGGGAUGAACUACUACCUGUAGGAACCACUUUCUUUUUCAAUAAUUUGUUUAUAUAUAUUUAUAUAUAUGUGUGUGUGUGUAUAUAUAAUUUUAAUAAGAGAUCCUAAGAAGGUUUUUAGCAUAGAAAUCAUUUUUAGUAGCUUCUUAUAACAAUUUACCUUACUAUUAUUAUUAUGAUUAUAGGAAAUUAUUAUCA
This is a messenger RNA of Hibiscus syriacus, 2626 nucleotides long. RefSeq names its product potassium transporter 3-like. The transcript is spliced from 9 exons. The record is from RefSeq and is a predicted model, not a curated record. The coding region runs from base 118 to 2451 and encodes 777 amino acids. Gene Ontology annotation, molecular function: potassium ion transmembrane transporter activity. Gene Ontology annotation, biological process: potassium ion transmembrane transport. NCBI's taxonomy places the organism in Eukaryota, Viridiplantae, Streptophyta, Magnoliopsida, Malvales, Malvaceae. Gene Ontology annotation, cellular component: membrane.